This is a messenger RNA of Prosopis cineraria, 1670 nucleotides long. RefSeq names its product organic cation/carnitine transporter 3-like. Gene Ontology annotation, biological process: transmembrane transport. Gene Ontology annotation, cellular component: membrane. Lineage: Eukaryota; Viridiplantae; Streptophyta; Magnoliopsida; Fabales; Fabaceae. The coding region runs from base 1 to 1440 and encodes 479 amino acids. The record is from RefSeq and is a predicted model, not a curated record. Gene Ontology annotation, molecular function: transmembrane transporter activity. The transcript has 2 exons.
AUGGUAGAGCCAAACCAAACUUCACCCGUGUCUGAUUCAAAAGGGAGGGAAGCUUCACUUCCAUCUUUGGAUGAUCUGAUAGAGCAAAGUCUUGGAGACUUCGGGUGGAGACAACUCCUUCAAUCUCUUCUUGUGUCUUUCACAAUGUUCUUCGAUGCACAACAAUCAUUUAUCACCAUCUUCACCGAUGCUCACCCACCGUGGCACUGUACUUCCACCGAUCACAUCACUUGUGACCCAAAAAAUUCCGACAUCUGCAAACUUCCAAGAUCUACUUGGUCCUGGGAUGGACUCUCUUCUAAGACAAUCAUAUCUCAGUGGAACCUUGAAUGUGGUAGUUCUUUCAUUACAGGUUUACCACAAUCUUCUUUCUUCAUGGGGUGCUUAGUUGCUGGGUUUCUUUUCGCCACCUUUGCUGAUUCAUCUCUUGGCAGGAAGAACGUUUUGUUUCUAUCUUGUUUAACCAUGUCAAUUGCUUCAAGCAUCAUUGUCUUCUCCCCCAAUGUCUGGGUUUACUCGGCUUUCAAGUUUUUGAUUGGAUUUUGCCGCUCCUCGAUCGGAACUUGUUCCCUGGUUUUGUUGACAGAGAGAGUGCGUAAAGAGUGGAGGUUCCGAGUUGGAGUGCUUGAGUAUAUUUGGUUCACAUUAGGAUUUCUAUCUCUGCCUGAGUCUCCUAGGUGGCUUCUCAUGCAAGGUCGAGAAAAAGAAGCCAUGGCUACGCUCAAAGGAAUCACUUUAACUUCAUCAGGACUUGGUGGGACUGUGACUUCAACCCAAUUAUUAGUACUCGCCCAACAACAAAAUGCUUCAAUUUUGAACCUCUACUCAUCGAUCAGGGAACUGUUUGGAAAAACUUGGGCUCUUAAACGAGUUGUGACAGUUAUGAUACUUGGUUUUGGAAUUGGAAUGGUAUAUUUUGGCGUGCCUUUGAACGUGGGAAACUUGGGAGUCAACAUAUAUUUGAGCACUGCCUUUAAUGCUUUAUUAGACAUACCGGCUUUUAUAGCCACCUACUUGUUGGAUAAUUGCAGAAGAAAGCCUUCAAUUCUAGGUUUCUCCAUAGCAAGUGGGAUUAGUUGUUUGAUUUGUGCUGUGAUAAGAAAUGAGCUUCAUACAGUGAAGCUAUGGCUUUCUUUGGUGUCAUUUUUCAGUGUAGGUACAGCUUUCAAUGUGUUUCUGAUAUAUGUGAUAGAGCUGUUUCCCACAAGUGUAAGGAACACUGCAACAUCGAUGGCGAGGCAGGCCAUUGUAUUUGGAGCCAUAUUCAGCCCAUUUUUGAUAUCACAAGGAAGGAAAAAUGACUUUUUCUCUUAUGGCAUAUUUGGGGUUAUGAUAUUAGGCAGUGCUUCUUCUAUUCUAUGCUUACCAGAAACCAGAGGAAUUGUUCUAUGUGAUACAAUGGAUCAACAGGUGAGGAAAGAAGGGAGAAAUGUGCAAUGAAGUAUUUAUAUAUUAAACUCAAGUAUUUAUAUCAGUAAUGAAGUAACCUGGAUCCUUUUUGUGCUGAACUCUGAGUCUCUAAACAUUCUUGUUGAUUUGCUUAUGAAGAGAGAGCAGGGCUUUGAAUUCCUACUGUGAUAAUGCUUAGAUUUCUUUGGCGUGAACCUUGUACUAUCUUCUCCAUUUUAGUUCAGUUUAUCAUAAUAAAUUGACUUGGUAGUUUUAUGUAA